Messenger RNA from Adelges cooleyi (spruce gall adelgid), 499 nucleotides. RefSeq names its product cytochrome c-like. NCBI's taxonomy places the organism in Eukaryota, Metazoa, Arthropoda, Insecta, Hemiptera, Adelgidae. Gene Ontology annotation, cellular component: mitochondrial intermembrane space. The record is from RefSeq and is a predicted model, not a curated record. The transcript is spliced from 4 exons. Gene Ontology annotation, molecular function: heme binding; electron transfer activity. Gene Ontology annotation, biological process: mitochondrial electron transport, cytochrome c to oxygen; mitochondrial electron transport, ubiquinol to cytochrome c. Bases 128 to 442 code for a protein of 104 amino acids.
UAUUCGCGGUCGCCCACAGUGGUUUUUGCAGUAAAACGUUAUAGUUCUUUCACUGCCAAGCUCCCGGAACAGGAACACCCUGAAAUCGUCAUUUUCACCGCUAUUCUUACCAAAACUCAACUGAAAAAUGGGCGAUGCGGACAAAGGAGCAGCAGUUUUUAAAACCAAGUGUUCUCAAUGUCAUACAGUCGAAGCUGGUGGCAAACACAAGGUAGGACCUAACUUACAUGGUCUAUUCGGUCGUAAAACUGGUCAAGCUGCCGGAUUCACCUACACCGAUGCUAACAAACAAAAAGGAAUUACAUGGAAUGAGCAAACGCUAUUUGAAUAUCUAGAAAACCCAAAGAAAUAUAUUCCUGGAACCAAAAUGGUAUUUGCUGGUAUUAAGAAAGUAGAAGAAAGGAAUAAUGUCAUUGCCUAUUUGAAAAAAGCCACCGCGUAAUACCAGUAUUAUAUGGAAAAUGCAGACUAAAUGUAAUAGAUAAAUUUAUCAGCAAAA